Messenger RNA from Pleuronectes platessa (European plaice), 4783 nucleotides. RefSeq lists its product as uncharacterized. The transcript is spliced from 2 exons. The record is from RefSeq and is a predicted model, not a curated record. NCBI's taxonomy places the organism in Eukaryota, Metazoa, Chordata, Actinopteri, Pleuronectiformes, Pleuronectidae. Bases 338 to 1144 code for a protein of 268 amino acids.
UCAUUCACACAAUCUCUCCCUAUCCUCCUCCCUUUUUCCUGCCCGCCUGCCUCUUGCCAUUUCUCCUCCACUCUCUCGUCCCUCUCUCGCUCUCCGUCUCAUCCCCUCCUACCGUUUGGACUGCAGCAGUCUCUCCUCAGCCUCCUGUCUUUCGCUCAGCAGCCUUUGCAGGUGAAGAAUCUCCCUCCGGUGAGACGCCGUCCUCCCCUCUGCUACCUCCUCCAACGCUGCCAGUCUGCUUGACGCCUGCCUCCGGUACACCUGCACAUAACAAACACACACACGCACACGCAGAGGAAUGAGAUGUGGAGUGUUGCUAUGAACAAGGUGGAUAUACAUGAAGGAAAGAACAGCAGAGACAACUCGUGUGGAGGAGGGGGAGUCACACACAUUUGGACAAGAACAUGACUUGAAGAUGAGCUGCCCUCAACCUGAGUUGGAGGAGGACUGUCCUCCACCAGAGGAAUUAGAGUGUAAAAUCUGUUACCAACGCUACAAUGCCCAUAAUCGCAAGCCCAAGAUCCUGGACUGCCUGCACCGGGUCUGCGCCCGCUGCCUCAUUAAGAUCCUGGACAUUGCUGACGGGGCAGCCUGCAUCUCCUGCCCUUUUUGCAGACACCAAACCGAGAUCACCGAAUAUAAGGUGUCAGCCCUCCCUGACGAUGCCAACAUCAUAUCCCACUUGGCAAUGCGUGACAAAUCCUGGAACUCCAACCACAAGAGGGAGGUAGUCCUGACUCCAAAGAGUUUCUCCUCAUCUAGCCCGUCUCAUGAAUCAUCCAACUGUCUGGUCAUCACCAUUAUGGAAGUGCAGAGGGACUUACAGCACUCUCCAACUCGCAACGGUAGCUCUGACAUUUAUGCUGAGCAGAGCCUGGACUCAGAAUCCAUGGGCUCGAAUGGACCAGUUGAUCAGGACGCCCUGUCCAAAGUCUGUAAUCAUGUUCCACGUAUCCUGGUCUGGCUGCUGGGAUUCUUAUACUUUGGCUCACUGCCUCUUGGAAUUUACCUAUUAGUAAUCCAGAGAGUGACUCUAGGUAUUGUAUGCGUUAGCUUGGUUCCAUCAAGCUUGACAGUUUGCCUGGUCUAUGGAUUCUGCCAGUGUCUUUGUCAAGGUAUAUGUGACUGUUCCUCCAGGGGCUGAUAUGACACCUCUAUACUGAUGGGAUGAAGUCAGCUGCAGAAAACAGGUUCUUUGUCUGUUGUAGAUGUAGAUGUAAAAGAAUAGGAGGCCCAAGCGUAAAGGUGAUGCCUGUAGCAGGAAACUGCCUGACUACUUGUCAGUUAUUCUCAUGCACAUGAUGUGCCAGUCAUUAGACUGAAGCAGACACUUUUCAGUGAUGGUCUAUCUUUAAGGAUGAUGUAUGGAACACCAGCUUGAGGAGCUCUGUUUGUGAGAGAAGCGCCUAUAUCUACAUUUCUGUGACCCUAUUUGUUCUGUGUUGUGUGUAUGACCUAGUCUGGCAUCAGAUUUGAGAUUAGACUUUCAAUGUUUGAUUUAAAAAAUAAUAACACUGAUAAAGUCAUGGACCCUCAUUUAUCAAUCGUUAUUAAGUGACAGUGGGUUUGAUGAAUUUGUAUAUUUAAGUAAGAUGACUUUACAUCUUGAUUCAGCUCUAAACAAUGAAUAGCCCGAAAGAUGAAAGAAUAAUUCACUAGGUGGCAUGGGUAUUUACAUCAUGGACCACAUGAGUAAACUAUAAGGACAAAACCACAGUAUUCAAAUAGUCUGAUUUAAAGGUAAGGUCAUUCCCUUGGUUUUCCCUGAUUACAAUUCAUUGAUUAUAAACUGCAUUUAUGCAUUGCUGGAAAUUUGUCAGUUGACAUUAUUUUAGAUUUUCAUUUUAAAUUUUCAUUAUUUUCAAAUGAAACAAUUGUUUUUAUUUGGUGUGUUUAUGAUAGUAUUACAUUUUACCAAAUAUUUCACUCAAUAUAUUCUUUAUUUAUUAUAAAAAAUAAGAACUUUACUUGUUACAACUCUAGGUUAAUCAGAAUCGAAAGAUUGAUAGUCGUUAUGAUAAGAACACCUGAAAUAACUUAAUAUUUUAUGAAGGAUGUGUUGUAAGUUAAGAGUCUGUUGAACCCAGUGGUAUCCCGUGAGUCUGUUGCAAUGUCUUUAUACACUAUAGCUGACACACUGUGCGAAACAGAAUAUGGAAUACUGCGAUUCACAGGUCAUCAAUCAACCAAGUUGCAAUGAAUGUGGACUAAUCAAAUGCUCUGUAUUAUGGAACAAUGCAAGGGAUGUUCCCAGAAAAAGAGUGUCCAUGUUGCUUUAUUUUCUCACUGCAAAAAUCCACUUCCAAAGGAGGUAGAGAGAGGUUAAUGGCAAAGCACAUUUCACCAUACAGUACCAAAGAGUACCAAAUGGACUGUGAUUUGGCCAUAUUACUUUGUUACCUGUUUUAAAGUCACAGAAGUUACUUUGAGUAUGCAGUAUGUCUGAUGAGGUUGUUACUUUUGCCUAUUUUAUGUUCCUGUCUCCUCCUCUCUUUUUCUUUCUCAAAUACACACGUGCCAUUGGCCUAAUGUCUUGGGUUUUUUAAUACAUUUUCAAUGUGUACCAAGAAACUACAAUUUCUUUGUGGGUUGAAAAGAGAGGCUGUUAGUACAGGCUGUCAAAAGCAAAUUUGGAUAAAAAAACAACAAUGGCAAAUGAGAUCUCCUUGGUGCACACACUGUUACACCUAAGCCAUGUGGAAUUCUUAUUGGACACCUAGAGGUUGUGUCAAUUAUUUGCGUUCCCCUCAGAAACAAUUGGAAUGGGCAAUGCUUCCUUUACCCUACACUGAGGACAUUUGGGUUGAAGAUCAAUAUAUGAAUAAAAAGUUUGUCAACAUGUAGAUGUUUCAAACAACAAGGACCUUUUGUUUGAAGGCACCCAUUUUUCAAAGGAGCAACGGUAUUGGAUCACAUGAUAAACAGGUGUUUCAAAUGGCCCAGAUGUUGCCUUUUGGAUUAAAUCUUCACACAUUAAAUAUAGCUCUGAAUGUUCUCUGUUGGACAAAAGAGGAAAAAUGUAUUCCACUUCACAAACCCUGUGAACAGGACAAUUUGCAAAGUCCUGAAUAAGGCAAAAACUACAGGUGAAGUGAGCAACAGACACCGAACAGGUUCGGUUUAGGACAACAACAGCAGCUGAUGACAGACACAUUGUGAGAGCUGUGAAGAAAAACCCCAAAACAACCAGCAGUGACUCCCAACCUCCACAGGGCACGAGUGAAGGGAUCACAUGACACCGUUCCAAGACGACUGUGAGAGAACCAGAAACCGCAAGAUGCAAGCCAGUCAUCAGCAAUGAGAAUCAAAGGCCAGAUUGGAGUUCGUGCAUAGGUAGAGUUUAGACGUUUUAUGGGUAGAUGAUAUUAAGAUUAAUCUAUAUCAAAGUAAUGCAGAUGCCAGAGUGUGGAGAAACAAAGGAUCCACUCAUGAUCCGAAUCAUACAGGCUCAUCUUUGAAGAACAGUGGAGGUGGUGUCAUGGCUGCUCACUAUAUUUAUUGAUCAGCAGAUAAAAUCCAAAAGUCUACAGAAACAUUUUGUCUGCCAGAUAACAUAUAUUUUGAAGUGAUAUUCAGGUAUAGUUAAGGUUUGCCACAUUGGCUGGGUGUAUUUUUCACACUGCAUAUGCAUAUUUGGGAAACCAAGCAAUAACCAUGCAUGUCAGGGACAGUGUAACAGGGUAACACAAAGUCAGUGUAGCUCAUAUUAACUGCAUGGGGCUUGUGUCGGGUUUGGAAACAAAUAACAAAAAUGCCUCAUGGGAUCCAACAGAGUAACACUUCACCCCCCAUUGUGAAGUUUCUGAGUUUCAGUCGGAUUUCAGUGGUUUUUAGGAUUGAUGUAAUUAUUUCAAUCAAAGGUGAUUCAACAAAAAAUGUAAUGUUGUUAACUUCAAGUUACUCCAAGUUACUUUACCUUUGCUCACCUUAAGAUGGACAUCUGGAUGUAAAUUCAAGAAAAUUUAAGCUGAGAUUCUUUUGAUAUUAAAACCAGAUAUCAUGUGCACAACAUGACACUAGUUAGUAUCAUAUAACUAUAAAAGUUAGGCAAUAGAGGGAAAUGUAUGGGACUUCUUGAAUUUCUUAAGAGUGUGAGGGAAGUGCUGCCCCAUGUGAACCAUAGGGGAGCAUAUGGAGGUUUGACUUAUAGGAGUCACAAUGACCUAUCUUGUUGCUAUAACAAUCAUCAAACAUUUUAAAUAUAAUUUCAAACCUAUCACCUCCUGCGGUUUAAGCUUCUACUGUGGAUUUCAAAAAGUAUUUUUCCUUAUCGCUCUGUGACUACAAUAUAAAUUCUACAUUGUUAGUCUGACUUCUGCGAUGUUUUGCAUUCAUGCCCAGUGAGUAACAUUUCCAGCAGUGCAACUUGCAGUUAUUGUGCUUGGUGGUUUACCUCAGUGGAUGUUUGGAGCAAUUAUUUACCUUUGACAGUUACCAAUUUUCUUAUACUCACAAGCACUCAAGCUACACUUUACUCUAAGAAGCAAGUUUUCUCCACAACCUUGAUAAGUGAGGAUCCUGGACUGAUUACUUUUUAAUAUGUUAAAUGGUAAACUUCAGUUAAGAACAUUUUCAUGAAAAUGGAAUGUGCUUAACCCUUCCCUGAUGUUGUUCCUUAUGUUCUUUUUACAUUACCAUCACUGUUGCUCCACCUCUCUAUCUACCCACUCCUUUAUUUUUAUGCUUCUUUCUAUGAUCUACUAACUGAAGCUAUCAGCCUAAUGCCACACUUCUGAUUAAAGAUGCUAUUAGACAAUGAAUAAAUUGAAGAUUAUUUUCUAAA